UAUCAGAUAAAGACGUAGUUGCUGUUGCAGUACUAUAAUCAUCAGUGUUGCUAAUCUUUGGGCUAAUCCACUAGACUACAUGAACACACACCAACACACAAACAGCACAUAAUCCAUAAAUGACUGAACGGACGGACUUAGAAACAGGGAGUUAGCCCUGUGUAGUGUGACUCAUUGACCUGCUGUUUGUCUGUUUGUCCGCUCUGAUCAUCCCGUUAUCUCCCACACAAUUAACAUUCACGUCAUUAGGAGGAGCAGGUGACCUCACCUCAGUGACCUGUCGAGCCUAAACACUAUUUUGAAGGACCGUUACAUUGAACCCAGACGAGAUGUCGUGUUUGUACCUGCAGGAGAGGCCACAGUCGGCCAGCUGGCUGCUCUGUUUGUGUUGUUAUGUCUGACGGGUACUCAGCCGCGCAUGUGUGUGUGUGUCUAAGUGUGUGUGCAUGUGUUGGUCAGUCAGUGAAGUUAGGAUUAGCUUGGUCCCAUGACAUAACCACGGCUAAGAGGAUUGUUGUCCAGCCAAACAGCUCCUCCUCCUGGGUGUAGUCUCACCUCUCCUCGUACUCCUUCUCCUUCAUUCCUUCAUUGUUGUCCUUAGUUUUCUCUCCCUCUGUUUUUUUAAUUUCCUUCAACUCAGCAGCAACAUGAUCUAAAGAGAGUCAUUAGGGUUCCAUGUGUGGAGCUGACCCUCUCAGAGCUCCAGGAAAUGGCCACGAGGCAACAACAACAGAUAGAGACUCAGCAGCAGAUGUUGCUUGCCAAGGAGCACAGGCUGAGACAUCUUCAACAGGGGGGCAGAGCUAGUCAGGACCAGACACAGGCUGAGGCUGAGAAGCUGCAGCGACUGAAGGAGCGGGUCGAGACUCAGGAAGCCAAGCUGAAGAAGAUCCGAGCCAUGAGAGGACAAGUGGACUACAGCAAACUCAUCAAUAGCAAUCUUUCUGCAGAGAUCGACCAUGUCAGCAACCUGUUUCAGGAGAAGCAGGCAGAGCUGCAGUCCGCGGUCAUUAGAGUUGACCAGUUGACUCAACAGCUGGAGGAUUUGAGAAAAGGACAACUCCAGCUGCACUCGUUCAGCCCAGGUCAUGGUGUCACUGCUGGUCAAAAAGUAUCAUCCCUGUCCGGCCCUGCAGCACUGGAACUGAGGAAGCUCUAUCAGGAGCUGCAGGCUCGUAAUCGCCACAACCUGGAGCAGAGCAGCAGGCUGGCCCAGAACAAGGAGCUGCUGAAUAAGAGGAACGCCCAGGUGACAGUGAUGGAUCAGCGCAUUGGAGAACUGAGAGAACGGCUGCACAAGAAGAAAGCUGAAUUGAGCCACAUGAAUGGCGGCGGUGUGUCCUCCUCACAGAGCUCCUCCUACCUGAGUGGUGGAGUUCUGGGGCGCGUAGCAGCUGUCUGUCCCUACAUUCAAGUUCCAGCUGAGGGGAGAAAAGAGACGGGCUACCCGCUGCCAGCUGACCCACCCACCAAACCCACCCCUCUCAGCCACACCCGCUCCCUCUCAGCAAAUGAAGCUUCGUGGUCUGACUGGAGGACCAACACUCCAGAACAGCCUGUCUCCACUUAUGGGACCUACCCCAGUGCCAACCACCAGGCAGCAGGGCAUCACAGUGCCUCCAGCUCGUUGCCCCGCUCCGCCCCUGGUACACUGGGCUGGCCUCGAUCCAACAAAAGCACAUCCAGCUCCUCCUCUCUGUCCUCACAGCAGAUACAGCAGCGGAUCUCUGUCCCUCCAAACUCAAGCCAAGCCUCGGCCACCACCUCUCAGCCGUCUCCACUGUCCCAACAAGUGGAGCGAACUGAUCUCCCUCCGGCAGUGGCAGUUCGUCCUUAUGUCCCUGACCAUCCGUCCAGACCCCAGUCCCCCAGAAAAGGUCCAGCCACCAUGAACAGCAGCUCCAUUUACAGCAUGUACCUGCAGCAGUCACAGGCCAAAAACUACGGCUCUCUCAGCAACAGGGCAACAGUCAAAGCAGUCUACGGCAAACCUAUUCUCCCCGUGUCGUCCGCCUCUCCGUCCCCUGUUCCUUUCCUCCAUGGAGGAGGAGGAUGUCUGAGAGCAGGAGGAGAGGACGUUAUGGAUAAAGAUGGUGGAAAAGGAGGAGAUGAGAGCGGCGAGAAGCAAACGAUCCCUCCGCCAAUCGUAGGCAACAUCCCCCGUCCCCUCAGUCCCACGAAACUCACCCCAGUUGCGCACUCACAGCUACGUUACCAGAGCGACGCAGACAUGGAGGUUCUUCGCCGACGCCUAAGUAACGCUCCGCGACCGCUGAAGAAACGGAGUUCAAUCACAGAACCCGAGGGCCCCCAGGGGCCAAACAUUCAAAAACUGUUGUAUCAGAGAUUCAACACUCUGGCAGGAGGCAUGGAAUCAGGCUCAGGCAACACUUUUUACCAACCUGACAGCCUGUUGGGAGACGUAGACAACGCUCAGGCAGCCAAUGGGAGUGGAGAAGGUGAUGACAAGCACAUCAGCAUGGCCGCUGCAGGGGUCAAAGUUCAGACCCCGAAUACGGACUCCCGAAGCUCCUCCCCUCCUUCUGGUGACAAAGAACCUUCCAAAGAAACUAUGGAAGUGAAGUCGUUCGUCUCUUCGUCGUCUCAGUCCAGUCCAACUGCUGCACUGAGGCAGGAGGAUCAGAACAACAACAACCAGAAAGGAUCGAGUCCUGCUCGCAACACGGCUGACCACGCUGCUGCGUCACCAGCUCCUGCACCGCCGGCACAGCCUAAGGUAAAGCGAACUAACCUGAAGAAGCCAUCGUCGGAGAGGACAGGCCACGGUCUCCGAGUCAAGUUUAACCCCCUGGCUCUACUGCUGGACGCUGCAUUAGAGGGAGAGUUUGAUCUGGUACAGAGAAUUAUCUACGAGGUGGAGAAUCCAAGUCAGCCCAACGACGAAGGCAUAACUCCUCUUCACAAUGCCGUCUGUGCUGGACACCAUCACACUGUCAAGUUCUUACUGGACUUUGGAGUCAACGUUAAUGCAGCUGACAGUGAUGGAUGGACUCCUCUCCACUGUGCGGCUUCCUGUAACAGCGUCCACCUCUGUAAGAUGCUGGUGGAGUCGGGGGCAGCCAUUUUUGCUACAACAAUCAGUGACGUGGAAACAGCAGCAGACAAAUGUGAAGAAAUGGAGGACGGCUACACUCAGUGUUCUCAGUUCCUCUACGGUGUACAGGAAAAGUUGGGGGUGAUGAACAAAGGUCUGGUCUAUGCUCUGUGGGACUACACAGCCAAGGAGGCUGAUGAGCUGUCCUUCAGUGAAGGAAACGCUCUCACUAUCAUCCGCCGGCACGAUGAGACGGAGACGGACUGGUGGUGGGCACGACUCAACGACAAGGAGGGAUACGUACCCAGGAACCUGCUGGGGCUGUAUCCGAGAAUCAAACCCAGGCAACGAUCCCUGGCGUGAGGCCCAGCUCCGGUGCCACGUGCACCGCACCAGGCAUGUGCGUACACUCAGCAGAACGAGGGCAGAGGCAACGGGGGAACAAGAUCAGUGAAUGAAGGAGGAGACGAGACGAGGGUCCGAGCUGUGCUGGAAGUGUUUGUUUGUUUGUUUGUUUGUUUUUUAAAACAUAGAGCUGGAACAACAGACGUGUUCUGUGAAAGAGUGAUGAACUGAUACAGUGCAUAGCGUAUAUCAACAGAUUUGCUGCAGCAUUAGGGGAAAUUCCCUGUCUGUUUUUGGAGAGCCACAUCAGCUCAACAGCUUCAUCACAACUCAGCUGCAUGUCAGAGGCUGAACAAGGAAUGAUGCAGCUUCAAAGUGCACCUCAGUUAUCACACCACGAGCUCUGUGUUCAAAUGUUCGUUAUAAUGACACUGCUCAAGAAUGUCUUUUUUUAUUUGACAAUCUUCACAAACCUUUUUCUUUUGAUGUCUUUCAAAAGUACAGAGAGAGUUAGUGAAGUUGACCAGAGGCAGGUGAGGCGGCGGGACGUGGGAGAAAAGCUAAACGCGGCGUGAUGUGACAUAACAUAUCGCAGCAGAUGAAAGUGCACGUGAGGGAUGUGAAAGUGAAGCUGGAGAGAGGGAAGUCAGAAAGAAGGAACAGAUGAGAGUGUGUCAGGCCAUUAGGAAAGACUGAAGAAAAUGUUUCCGCACAGUCAUGUCAACCACACGCACCAGCAUUUACAGCAAGGUUCAAGAACAUGCUGAUAGCUGAUAGAUUAUCUGCUUCUGUUUCCAGAAACCACUUUUUAAAAAGCAUCUGAAAAACCGUUGCUGCUGACUCAGCUUUCGAAUAUUUAGCAUUUUUCCUGACUCAGCGCUUGUGAGUGCUGGCACAUCAACAUCUGUUCACUUGGGGGGAAAAUAAGAGGAGAAAAAAAAGAAAAAACAGGGUAAGAGAAUGGAUGGAAAAAAGGAAUUCAGAAAUCAGAAAGUGUAGGAAAUGUAUGACAUAAAAAAGUAGCUGCUAAUCCUGUGACUAUUUUUUUAAGAUUGAUUCAUUAAUGUUAAGGAACCUCAGCCAGUAUUUAUGUCCACAAAGAAAACGUUUGUGGGCUUCAUUCACUCUGCAUGGUCUUCACCCUGUGUGUAGUCAGGCUCUGAGACUAGCAGUCAGAUAAGUUGGAUGUUAUACAUCAUCAUCAGUGUAAAAACGUCAGUCGGCUUCGCUGCCUGUCUCUUAGCUUUGCCCCAGCCCUUAUAAAUCCACAACUAAUGAACUAACGACCGAAAUAUUCAAAUUAAAAGCUAACAAAAGGCUUCUAAUUUGUGAACGCAAAGUUUUCAUUUUUUAAAAAAUAUUUUUUAUCAUGUUGACACGUUUCAGAUAUUAAUUGAAUCGUAUGUUUUAAGCGAAUUCUCUGCAUUUUAUUUUGUUUUAUUUCGAGCGAACAUGAUCCAAUUAGAAUUAUUAAUACCACCGCUGGAUUUCUCACUGCUGCCACCCAGUGGACAGAAAUGUUUGUUACAACAGGAAGACAUUGUUUUCUUUAACUCGAUGCUAUGUAAAAUAUGAAGCAAUAAAACGGGUGACAUUUAAUGUGUUUGUAAUCAUUCCAACCACGCUGUACGGUAUGUUGUGUGGUUUCACAGCUCCUCUCUCACGCUCU
This is a messenger RNA of Cynoglossus semilaevis (tongue sole), 5069 nucleotides long. RefSeq names its product apoptosis-stimulating of p53 protein 1-like. Gene Ontology annotation, molecular function: p53 binding. The transcript has 20 exons. Bases 710 to 3418 code for a protein of 902 amino acids. Lineage: Eukaryota; Metazoa; Chordata; Actinopteri; Pleuronectiformes; Cynoglossidae. The record is from RefSeq and is a predicted model, not a curated record. Gene Ontology annotation, biological process: regulation of apoptotic process. Gene Ontology annotation, cellular component: nucleus.